UCACCCGUGUCAGGUGACUUCCGUUAUAGAGCGACGGACAUUGCGUUUCCCUUCCCUUCUGUGUUACAGGCGGGAUUUUGUCGUUGUUUCUGAUUUGAGUUCUCGAUAAUUGUGACUUGUAGUGUAACUGUUGCUCACAUAUCCACACGAAUUUCCUCAAGUUUACUUUCCAAAUCAAGUUCAAAGAGAACGAGGGCCUAUUUCCCCUCAAGACAACCAUGAAGCUAACGGACAAUGUGCUACGGAGCUUCAGGGUUGCUAAAGUAUUUCGUGAGAACUCAGACAAAAUUAAUUGCUUCGAUUUCAGUUCGAACGGAGAAACUAUUAUUUCCAGCAGCGACGAUGACUCUAUAGUGUUGUACGACUGCCAGGAAGGAAAGCCCAAGAGGACUCUGUAUAGUAAAAAGUAUGGAGUAGAUCUGAUCAGGUACACACAUGCUGCAAACACUGUGGUCUACAGUUCCAACAAAAUUGAUGACACCAUCAGGUACCUGUCUCUUCAUGACAACAAAUACAUCCGCUAUUUUCCUGGACACAACAAGAGGGUGACUUCUCUCUCCAUGUCUCCUGUGGAUGACACAUUUAUUUCUGGCUCAUUAGAUAAAACCAUCCGACUGUGGGAUCUGCGGUCGCCUAACUGCCAAGGACUGAUGCACCUGCAGGGAAAGCCGGUGUGCUCUUUUGAUCCAGAGGGUCUCAUUUUUGCUGCAGGAAUAAAUUCAGAAAUGGUUAAACUCUAUGAUCUGCGGUCAUUUGAUAAAGGUCCGUUUGCAACCUUCAAGCUUCAGUAUGAUCGAACCUGCGAGUGGACGGGACUCAAGUUCAGCAACGAUGGAAAACUCAUUCUUCUCGCCACCAACGGCGGCGCCCUUCGCAUCUUGGAUGCAUUUAAAGGAGUUGUGCUUCAUUCCUUCGGGGGUUACAACAACAGUAAAGGUGUCAUACUGGAGGCUUCUUUCACUCCUGAUUCUCAGUUUGUGAUGAUUGGCUCUGAGGAUGGAAAGAUCCAUGUGUGGAAUGCCGAAAGUGGGAUGAAGGUGGCUUUGUUAGACGGGAAACACACUGGCCCCAUCACCUGUCUGCAGUUCAAUCCUAAAUUCAUGACGUUUGCUAGUGCUUGUUCAAACAUGGCCUUCUGGCUCCCCACCAUCGAUCACUGAGGAUCAGUGGGCGCAGAUGCAGCAGCUGACCAGCAGGAGUCAGCACCACCACCAACCUGUAAAAUAAGUUAAUGUGUUGUAAAUAUGUUUUUUUUUAUGUCUUCAUUUGUUUGUCUUUUUUAAAUUCAUAUUUAACAAUAAAUUGUUUUCUGUUAAA
Nothobranchius furzeri (turquoise killifish) is the source of this 1317-nucleotide messenger RNA. RefSeq names its product WD repeat domain 82 (gene wdr82). NCBI's taxonomy places the organism in Eukaryota, Metazoa, Chordata, Actinopteri, Cyprinodontiformes, Nothobranchiidae. Gene Ontology annotation, molecular function: protein binding; chromatin binding. Gene Ontology annotation, cellular component: Set1C/COMPASS complex. The record is from RefSeq and is a predicted model, not a curated record.